CCCCGAGCAGGAGGAGCCCUCGGCCGAGCGCUCGGCCCUUCCCUUCCCGCUCGCCGUACGCGGCUGCGGGGCUGUCGCUAAGAUGGCGGCCAAGGUGACAAGGCUGGCUGCUGCUUCUUCCUCCCUACCAUUCCUGUGUGCAGUAUAUGCAGCAACAGAGAAGGAAUCAACAAGUCAGCUGCUGAAGCCAAACCAGCUUCCAAUUUACUGCUCGCCGCCUUUGAAAUCAAAAUACAUUGAAGAACAGCCUGGUCGCUUGCAGAAGCAAUUCUCUUCAAUAAGACAGACAACUGGACACUAUAUUGGAUGGUGUAAGGAUGCUUUUAUCUUUGCUAAAAAUGGAAUAGUGGAUUCAAUUCAGUUUGGUAAAGAUGCUUAUGUUUACCUGAAGAAUCCACCACCAGAAUUUCUUCCCAGAGCUGGCAUAAUUGCAAUAUCAGGCCUAGCUGGUGCAGUGCUGGCAAGAAAAGGUUCUAGAUUUAAGAAAAUUGUUUAUCCCUUGGGACUUACUACGUUAGGAAUUUCAGUUUGUUACCCAGCUCAGGCAGUAGUAAUUGCUAAGGUAACAGGGAAAAAGGUAAUUUCUGCAAGCCAUAAAACCUACGAGGCUGUACGAUCCCUAUGGGCCCAGAAGGAAGAUGCCUCCAAGCUUCAGCAAGAGUCAAAAUUGGUUACUCAAGAAGAUAAAAAGAAGAAAGAAAUAUCUAAUAUACAGUCUGAAUCUGCUAUUGAAUCACGAUCAUCUAACAGGACAGACUGUUCUCCUAUAGAGUCCUGGAGUACUAAAGAUCCACUGCCUUCAUCAGGAACAGUGAAGACAACAAAGUUUAAACCUGACCCAAAACUUAUGGACCAUGGCCAGUCCAGCCCGGAAGACGUGGAUAUGUACAGUACAAGAAGCUAAGACAUCUGAUUACAAAUCAUUGCAAAGUAUUUCAGAUAAGGGGGAGGGAAGAAGGGAAAGAAUAAACCUUGUGAUUCAUACUGUGUGAGGUAUAACUUAAUCAGGUAUUUUUGUAUAUUCCAAACUGUAUUAUUGACUUACAUAAUUCUGUUCAAUGAAUAUUUUGUUUCUCACUACUUACAAGCAGUGAGAAUUCACUCGUAUUCAGUGUCAUUGCUGCAACACUGAGAAAAUGAGAUUUGUCUGGGUCUUCUCACAAUGAAGUUUCUCUGUGCCAAACUUGUUAAUAAAUGUCAUUUCACAAAAGGUAUUUGAAAAGGUGAACAUCUCUAUAUUUCAGCUCAGAUGUUCACUGAUAGAAAGGAGGAAUGUCAUGAAUAGGGUGAGAGAGGCUUCUUUGUUUUUCACCUUAAGCUCUAGGAUGAAGAGCAACUCUUAAUGGCCUGAGUGCCCUUAACUGAUGACUUUAUCAUAUGUGUUACAUUAUCUCUAAUGCUUACGUAAACAAAUCACUUUUUUUCCUUCAUUGCUGAGUCAUUUGUUCUCGUUUGCCUCUUUCACAAAUGUGAAUGGAAGCUUGUGCAUUCUUGUUUUGUAUUUAAAUGUCACUUAUGUCGGGAAACAACUGAUCUUUAAAACAUAUGUGAUAGACUAUGCAUUAGUUUUUAUGUACUUCUAAUAACUUGAACUGUAUGCAAAUUGGUGAAUCCAUGAAGCUGAUGCUGUUUGAUUUAUAUAGAGUGGAUAAGUAGUGUUUAGAAAAGAGCUUGAAAGUUUAAAGUAAGAAAUGUGUGGAUGGUUGAAAGUGCUGAUAAACUUCUAAAAAUGCCAAAGUAAUAAAUAGAACAAAAAGUGAGAAUGCCGCGACAGAACAGGUAGUUUGGUUUAUGUCUGAAACCUGAAAAGAAACACUGCUUCACAUGAAUGUAUUUUCAGCAAUGGGAUUUGAAGGGAUAUUUGUCCUGUUCUACAUAAUAAUAGAUUUCACUGACUGAUUCCUUCUUAUGAGGCCACCACUUCAAAGUCAGUGCUCCUAGUGUCACUGUAGGGCUAACAGAACUAGUGAGGAGAUAUUGCACAGUGGAACAUGCUCAAAGCACAAAUGCUGAAUGAACAAAUGAACCAAGUAAGGCUUUUGUGUUGGUUCAGAAAUAGAUGUAUCGAUAUUCUGUAAUCCAGAUCUCAGGUGAAGUGUUUGCUCUGUACAGAAUUCAAUACAAAGUAAAGUCAGUAAAUAAAAGGUUUAAAGAAAAAUAAUUCUAUUAAUCAAACUCGCUUGCAAUCCAUGAAUUAGAAUUUCGUGUAUUUUGUUUCCUUAAUCACAUACAAGGCCAACGAAACUGCCAUGCUUCAGGCAGAAAUCAGAAGAUAUUAAGUCAGUCUGCACAGAGCUCUGGGACACAAUACGUAACAGUGUUCCCCUACAGAGAGAGCAGUAGAAAAGUUAGGAAGGCAGGAAGGGAAAGUAUUUAAAGGAAGAUCAUUUUGAAAUUCUAGAUGGGAUGGCAGGAAUUAUCUGCCUCCGUAUCUGGUCUGUUGGUCAGCUUCUGGAUUAAAAAAUGAAGGCAAAACCACUUGCUCUGCACCUGGAUUCUAUUUAAAUUCUAACUUAGGUCCUUUGUGUGAAGCACUUCCACAAGUCAACAAGAAAGGUAAGAUGAUAAAGGUUUGCAUGGUUUACUGUGGUGACAUUUUUUAGGACAAAGUAUGAAAAAGCUGUGUAUUAAUCUCUUGGGAAGAGGGUAGGAGGCUUCAUUAGGGAGAUGCUGAGGAAUGAGCAUGUGUGUCCCUUCCAGGCAGGAGCAGGCCUUAAAAGUUCGUCCUCUACCAGAAAGCAAAAAAAGCUGCUCCAGUCCUUUUAAUUUCAGGGCAUUAAUGCUCCUAUCUCAUGAUAGAGACAAGACUGGGAAAGGUUUGUUGGAGUUCUUAAUGGUUAAGCUGAGCAGUCUUAGAUGCUUCAUCCGAACAGUUUGUCUUAUAAGUCCUGACUUCAGAAGAAAUUCAUGCUGCAAAAGGACACGAUGCACAAAGCUGUGCCUAUGCUGUAAAGCAGUCUUUAAUUACUCCUCAGGACAAAAUUGUGAUAAAACUGUGUUUCACAGUUAAAUUGUUGUUCUGAAGCCUUGAUGCAUUUUCUGGGAUAUAUCUUAAAAUUCUGCUUGUACUCACUUUGAUGAAUAAAUAGUGUGAGGAAUACAGUUCUGGCAUUCUUAAGAGCAGUAUUGCUGUGUUACUUCCUCCUGGUGCAAGGGAGGAUCUAGGUAGCAUGAGUGUGUGAAGCUUUUGUUCCGCCUCAGGAUUUGUUCUGCUACUGUCACUUUUUAGCAGUUUCUUUGUCAGUUGGGAUUUCUCUGUUACAUGUUCUCCUCCACAUGAGACAGGGAUUUUGUUUGUUUUCUGACAAGUGUUUUUUGUUCAGGAUCCCCACAGUCAAAGGCCUGGGACUAAAAUCAGAGGCCUGCAUUUCUGCGCUGAAGCAGAUACAGCCUAAGGAUCUCGAACCAAAGAAGAGAAGGCAAAAAAUGUAUGAAAAGCUUUGCAUCCUUGCUGGAUGUGUUUUCUGCUUUCAGGAAGAUGACAGCCAGUCUCUCAAGGGGUGUUUCUGCAACCUGGAGAAUAGAUGUUAAUAGCAUAAUAGUUCUAUGUUAGCGUGAACUGAUGGAGUCAGUCUUGUCCACCCAUGUCAGACACUUGAGAGGUUAAAAAAUAAGAUAAAAUCAGAAAUUUGGGAUAUGUUUGCUAGAAGAAAGGCAACCACAUCAGACUGCUAGUCUGGUUUUGUAAAAAUGUUGAAAUGGUGAUGAGUCUUCAUUACUCAGAUUGUGUUCUCAGAAGUAUUUGUUGGUCAGAUCUGAAAUGAUGUUGUCCUUCUUCAGUGGAGAGAUCUAAAGCUCCACAUUCUAUGUGGCUUGUUCCUGAUAAGUAGAAAUAACUUUAGACAUGUCUCUGUAUUAAUUAUGGCAGAGGACCUGUGCAGUGGCUUUAAAAACAUGGCUUCGCGUGUACCUUACGACACACUUGUGAGUCCUGUUUUUAAGUCUGUGUGCCUUACAGUCUUUGUAAUAGGUUCAGUAUGCAAACCUGUUGAAUAAUGAGAAGGUAACCUAAGCACACCUGGUAGGUUGCAUUGCAAGACAUGGCUUUAUUAAAUGCUAGUGAAACACCUUUACAUAUUUCAGAGGCAUUUUAUGGCCAUAUAAACUUACAGCUUAUUCUAAAAGUGCAGUUGAAUUUAUACAGUACCACAACAAAGGUAAGAAAGUAGGCUGUAAUUUUUUUGAUGUAUAUUUUGUAUUUUUGAAAAAUCCAAUGUCUCUUAAAGAACUGGAUCACAUGGCAAUAUUUUAUAAUAUGCACAUUUUUCAAUUACUGUGUGGUUUUUUAUUUAUAAUUGAUUGUAUUGCUUAUAUCGAAAUUUGGCAUUUGUUGAUGCUAUCCUUUUAUUAACUGAAACAGAUUGUGAUACUUUAUUUUGUGAUGAUAUUGUGAAGCAUCUGAAAAUAAAGGGUGAUAAGGUGCUUUUCAACAUUAACUCCUGUGUUUCCUCAACUCUAGGGCCAAUUGUCAGUUCCUUUUCUUUAAAGUACGUCUUAAAAGUUAAGUGGUAAACGUGACCAAGUAACAGAUUUUUCACUAAUGUUGGGGAGAAGAAAACAGUUCUCUCUUGUGAAGUGCAAGAACAGCAAUCCUGGUAGAAGUCAUCAAUACAUAUCCAUGCAGUGCAAACAUGCAACAUGUUAAAACUCAGUUUUCAGUUGUUUGUGUGUGUUGAAUAAUGAAAAGUGCUUCCAUCUUCUUUUCUUGGAUGAUUUCAAGAAUACUGAAGCUCAGGACUGAGAGAAAAAAGGGCUUUUACCAUAGUGGAGGAAUGGCACGUUCUAUUUAAAGCCUGAGACAUAGAAAAUAUAUGUACUUGAGUAUGACUCCAUGAUAAUCUUCCAGGUAAAAUAAUUUCUCAAUCCAAAUGUCAGUAAAUAAUGUUAUGUGUGGUAUGAACUACAGUAUGACUGCCUGAACAAAAACCUGUGUGAACAAGGAGUGUGCCCAUUUUAAAUGUGAUAUUGUCAUUAUUAUUCUUGAAUAACUUGGUAGACAUUGUAAAGGUUGUUUUAAUACAUCAGCGUAGCUAACUUUCAAAGCAGUAUUGUUUGAAGGAUGUACCAGGCAUUGAUUUUUACAGAUAAUUAUUUAUCCUUUGAAAAAUAAAGGUUAAUUUUUACCUUU
Messenger RNA from Coturnix japonica (Japanese quail), 5128 nucleotides. RefSeq names its product apolipoprotein O like (gene APOOL). Gene Ontology annotation, cellular component: MICOS complex. Lineage: Eukaryota; Metazoa; Chordata; Aves; Galliformes; Phasianidae. The record is from RefSeq and is a predicted model, not a curated record. Gene Ontology annotation, biological process: cristae formation.